Molecule: messenger RNA, 5931 nt
Organism: Frieseomelitta varia
Lineage: Eukaryota; Metazoa; Arthropoda; Insecta; Hymenoptera; Apidae
Exons: 24
Coding region: 1589-5560 (1323 amino acids)
Biological process (GO): negative regulation of cell population proliferation
Source: RefSeq, a predicted model, not a curated record
AUAUAUAUAUAUACACACUAUUAAAAAUGAAAUUAAAAAAAGAAAGAAAGAAAGAGAAACAAAAAUUGAACAAAUCGAAAUCUAUCGCGAUGAAGUUUUAUAUAAAGCUUGAACUUAGUUUCACUCUGUGUGUUCUUCAUCAUAUAAAAUACAUAUAAAUUAUAAUUUGAUACUUUCCUCUUGAUUUCUAGUUAGAAUUAUAUUAUAGUUUAACAUGUUCGUCCGAAUUUCAUAAAUUCGUGCAUUGUAAAUUAUAUAAACGAGCGCAAAGAAGCAAAGAAAGAAUGUAUUUUCUUUCUUUUUCUUUUUUUGCGUCUCAUGGACUGUUUACGUAUACUAUAAAAAAAAAAAAAAUUAAAAUAAGUGCACUCUUAUAAACACACAAUUUCUAUAAGGCUUCAAAAAAACAAAAAAANAAAAAAAAAAAAAAAAAAAAAAAAAAAAAAAAAAAAAAAAAAAAAAAAAAAGAGGAUUAAAAAAAAGGAAAGAAAAAUAGUGUUGUUUGGUGGAUCGAUCACGCGCGUCUCAUUAUUAUCAAGCUCCCAUUCCUUUUCAGGUAUUGCUCGAUAAUUACAUGUAUAAUUAAUAUCGAAGACGUUUGUCGAAUUUCUAUAAUGCUUAUUGAAAUACAAUAAUCGCUUUCUUCUUUGUAACUCAUCUGAUGAAAAGAACGAAAGUAUACUAAGUUUUAUAUUAUGUUAAAACGGAAAAACUUGUUUUAUCAUUUCACGUAUUAUAGAAAUGCGUGAUAGGAAACGUUGAGAAUUUGUCGCUUGUUUGUAUUUAGAUUAUUAUUAGAUUGUAUGUACAAAGCGUAAUUUGUAAUAUCAUAUACGUAAAAAGAAAAAGAAGAAAACAUAAAAAAUACGUGCAUAUAAUGUUUAUGCGUGUUGGAACAAUUAUACAUAUGAGUUUAAAAAACAAGAAAAGAUACACGAAUUCUUGUAUUUACGAAAUUCGGUUUAUGAUAAAUAUAAAUAAGUGUACCUUAUUGUGAUUGUAUCGCAACUGUGGCAAGCGAAAUCAGACGAUUUUUCGUCAACGUUAAUAAUAAUAAUAAUAAUAAUAAUAAUGAUGAUGAUGAUGAUGAUGAUUAUAAUAAUAAUAAAGUAAUAAUAGUAGUAGUAAUAAUAAAAAUAAUAAUAAUAAUAAUAGGAUUAAACUAGAUUCAAGCGUUUAAUUAUAAGCAGUCUGAGACUCGCAAUAAAAGAGAAAGAACUGCACGUAACGAGAACGAUUUUUAAUUAUAUCUCGGUAUAAGAAAAAACUAUUUUGCACGAUGUACGGCCAGGAAUAUAAAAUCCUAGUAUUUUACUAACAUAAUCCUUUUGUACAUAGGACUUCAUUCUUUAAACCUUUAUAUAAAGAAAAAAAAUUGUUUCCAAAUAAAUCAUAGUCUUAAAAUUGAUCUAUGAUUUGUAAUUAUAUAUUAUAUUCGAUAUUUCGAUCAUAUGUUCCUUAACCAUCAUGUAUAUGUCCCUUCAAAUUUUGUUUAACAGAAUUGAAGUAACUAAGCAUGCAAUGCAUUCGUUUGUGAUUUCAUUUGUUAAUUGUAAUGAAAGAUUGAUUUGUAAAUUCUCUCUACAAAAUGAGCUUUACCCAGAUGGAACAUAAUGACAGAAAUAAAUACACGCAGUCUCUUAAUAAAAGACUUCAAAGUGCAGUACGAUACGGAAAUUAUAAUUGGAAGAUGUCGUGUGGUUUUGAUAAAUCUGCUCAAAAAAGCGUGAUCUUGCAACGUAAAUCGACCUAUCUACUAUGCAGCUACAAAGAUAAAUUACAAAAUGCUUGUCCAGCUGAUAUUAAAGCACUGAGGCGUAAAAUCCAGGAAGACUUAGAACCAAAAUAUGAAGAGAUCAAACCUAAGGAUGCCGACUUUAAAGAAUAUGAAGGAGAUCUAGAGGUACAUCCUAGCGAGUUAGCGAUUGAACCACCAAAAGUAAAGAUUUGGGAUGAAUACAGAAAACUGUUGGAAUUAUCAAAACUAGAACCAAAACCAAAAGCUAGUUUCAAGCAACCAUUAACGCACAUGACAUCGUUACCAAAACUACAUCACUUCGUGUCACGUCCAUAUCUGAAGAAAAGUAUAAGAUCUGAAGUUCAAAAGAAAAUAUUGGUGGCAAACACGAAUUACGUCCAAUUUCGUAAUUUUGAACUGAAGAAGGUGUAUAAGAAAACAGUUAUACUGCAAAACAUUAGCAACAUGCCAGCGAGAUUUCAAAUAAGAGGGAGACCGUAUCGUUCGAAAUUUCGGGUUAUAGUGAAGCCCAUAGUGGAGGACAGAGGCAUCAUCCCGCCGGGGAUGCAAUUGCAAUUGAUCAUUCUGUUCCGUUGCGACGACAUUGACGCACCGGAAGAAGUAUUGGUGCUAAACGUUCAACACGGAAGGCAGCUGAGUAUCCGAUUGCACGGAUACAAAGAACCUCCAAUUUUGUUGGGGACUUGCCUGAUCGAAGAACCAUCAUUCAGAUAUUUGAACAGACACGACGAAUUAUUGAACCAGGCUUGGCAUCCAGAGAUAGCAACGUCAUUUGAUAAUUUGAAAUCUACUACAUCAAGUAGCUCUGAAAGCUUAUCUAGCUGGAUGAAGCAGGAUAAUAAUUUCGUAAGCAUGACUUUCGACUGCAAGAAAGUUUUUAUAGGAGAAGAAGCUUAUGUGCCAAUAAAAUUCAAGAAUACCGGCGGUAAGGGUCUGUUUUUCAUGAUGAGCGAGACUGAUUGGUUUUCUAUGAACAUCACGGAUGUCACAGAAAAAAAUAUUUUAAAAUUAUCCUGUUUUACCAUGUGUCCCGCGUACUUUGAACUGGACACAAACGAAGAAAUGGAUUUUCAUAUGUACUUCUCGCCCGAGUCCUACGGAAUUCACGUGGAAAAAUUGUACAUAUUAUGCGACAAUUGUACUCUACUGGAAACAGAGAUAAUCGGCGAUGGAUUAAUAUACGAACCAAAUUUUGUCCAGCUUAGUAAACAUCUGAAAAAAUUGAGACCGUUUGCGAAACAUAUAGAUGAAAGAGCGGAUUAUUACGUAAAGCUGAAUACCAAUGCUCCUGACGGUAUCGGGCAAUGUAUCAUUGCUGUGAACAACACUAGUGAGAUAAGCAUGCAUUUUUCCUGGAUGAAACGAAACGUGCAAGCCAACGUGAACAGAAUACAGAAAGAGGAUUACUUCCCCUUAAAGCUGCUUCACAUCACACCGGAUGAAGGAAUUUUCGCUCCAACUUCAAUCCACUAUUUCACCGUGACCGCAGAAUACAAAGAUCUAAAACCGAAUUACUAUUUUGCUGUUCUGCAACUAUACGUAGAAGACAUACCGGUUGACGCGAUCCCAAAAAAUUCUGGUCUAGAAAUGAGAGAGUGCACCAGGAAACGACGAAAAUGCUCUGCUUCUGUAGACAUUUGGAUCGUCGAUGUGGAAGUUUGGUUGCAGUAUAUGAUGGAGGAGGAAAGUAGAACUGAUCGAACAACGGAAGAAAUAUUGGAACGUAUCUUGGAAAUACCGCCCCCCUUCCGAUAUCCUCAACUAAGUGAGGAUGAAGAUGAAGAGGAAGAAGAAGUAGCAGAGGCACUGGAAGUUAAAGAAGAACAGAGAUCGACGUGUCAGUUAGUAGCAGAUGAAUUAUUUUAUCAUCACGAUCUGGUGAACUUAAAGCAAUUCGACCUGUUAUGGCAAGAGCAAGUAAUAAGCAUGGGCGUCAUUAGACCCACGAGGACCCUGUACAUCGGCGUCGAAGAAACAUACAUUUUGAUAUUAAAGAAUCUCGCUAAUGACCUUGUGAAUUAUUCGUGGGGUGAAACUAAUGGUUUGGAUUCUUCGAAGAUGAAACUUUGCGUAUGCCCAAUGAAAGGAGAAGUAAUGGCUGGAAACAGUCAGAAAAUUGAGAUAACUAUCACGCCUAUAACAGAGGGGAUCGUGCAAUCGUUAUUUAUACCAUGCUUUAUGGGAAAUUCGCGAAGAAUGUUGAUGCUGGGCAUCGAAUGUUCCAUUGAACCACUUUAUGUAACAUUUUAUUUUCCACUAAAUGACGAUACACCAUUAAAGUUCAAGAAUAAUUUCGUUAAAGUCAAGUGGCGAGUAGACAGUCUCAAAUUCGCUUUGGAUAUGGCGGGAAGAUCUAAGAAAUACAUGAAAUUAUUGAACAAGUACAAAAAACGAGAGGAACGGGAAUUAAUGAACACGAACUUGGAUCAAGGGGAUGUUCUUAAAGAUGCUUCAGCAGGUCCAUCGAUACAAAAAAUGGUGAUUAAAGAAUCUGGCGAGCAAUCCUUCCCAAAUACUUGUACUUCGGAGAUAAAUCAAAUGAGUAACGUCAUGGGAAGUAACAACUGUUUACAAGAUAUGGUUUCCUCUGGAAGUAUCGUACCAUUUUAUGAAAAAUUCCUACCACCGGUUACGCAACCUGUUGUAAUAGAAUUUUCAAAUUUACCCGUAAGAACAGUACAAAAGAAAACUUUUAUUAUAAAAAACGAGACUUCGAUUCCAACUGAUUUUUGGCUUCGCAUAAAGAACUUUUAUCCUAUUACGUGUUCGUGCGAAUGGAAGUCGCAAGAAGAUCAGAUCAAGUUCAUUUAUAAACGAAUUUUCAGUCGACAGAAGGGAUUGAUAGAAGAUAUACUGCAUAGAGUAAAACAACCUGGAUCAGGCAUAGUAAUUUAUGUUGAUCCUUUGAAUUUAAAUAUUGGCCCUUUUGAAGCUAUACCUGUAGAUAUUUAUAUUUUUGCUGAUACAUGGGGUAUCUAUGUGGAUGAAUUAGAAAUAAACAUUACUAGUCUACCACAGUAUACUAUAGGGAUAUGUGUGCAAGUUGUUGGAUCACCAAUUUCAUUAUCAAUUUCUGACAGGAAUGAAUUUAAUGUACCUGUUAUCAGGUAUGGAAUGGUAUCUACAGGUAUUCAUCUGCAGGAGAGAAAAAUAUUGUUGACAAAUACAAGUGUAGUGCCUAUAAUCAUUGACUGGCAUACAUUUAUAGUAAAACCAGUUUUAGAAUCAAUGCCUUUUAACGUAGCAUUUAACUUUCAUACUCCAUUUACUGAUGAACUGGCAUCGAAAUUGAGAACUAAUCAACAAAAGGCUGAUAGUGAAAUACAUUUAGAAGAACAUUUUUUAUCUUCAAGAAGCACACAUGCAUGUGAUUCUAUUGAAUUUGAUUCUAGUGCCAUUAGUAACAUUACAUCUAGUUACAUGGACUCUUCACAUAUAACCACAUCCUGGAUACAUAAUAGUGAAACUUUAAAUCAGUAUACCACCAGAAACUUCAAUAAAUGUUCGAAAAAUGAUCAUAAAUAUACAGAAAAUAAAAUAUAUCCACAUACAAGUAAUAUAGAAGAAAAAAAAUAUAUCGAAUUACAAAUUUCAAUACUUCCAUACUAUGGUUUAAUCGAUUCACGAAUAUGCACAGUUAUUCCUAGAGAAAUGUUCAUCCCACCUAAAGGCAAUGCCUCUCUAAUUAUUGAUAUACAACUUGAAAAGUACAAGACUAUGAUGAAUAAAAGUAUUGAAGGAGAAUUUGUUUGUAAAAUUCUUGGAUUUAUACGAAUUGCUCCAAGUGAUAUGUUUGUAUAAUUAAGUUAAAUUGUACUUCCAAGUAGCACUGAUAGCUGAUCGAAUCGAAACUUGUAGAGGAGGGAAAGAAAGGAGAGUGAAUCCUAAAUAUAAAUAAAAUUUUAACUUCGAUACUAACUGAUAUUGCUAUUAUGUCAUUUACUAUUCAAUAGUUGACGACAACAAUUACUUAAUAAGCAAAAGGUGGCUGAUAAUUCAUGUCUAUACAGACAGAAUUCAAUGUAUUAUACCGAAAGUACUUUAUUUAUAUUAUGGAAACUAAUAAAUUAUUAAAUUACUUAGAAUCUACUCCUUUCUCCCUUUUCACUGCUCCAAAUUUCAAUCCGAUCAGUACCAUUCGGAAAUAUAUCCCUGUCUUAUAAUUAUAAAGA